UCUGGUACAGAGGGAGUAUGAUAUAAUGGAUUUUACAAGAACCAAAUCAUAUAUGGAAACAUCUAUGGUUAGUUUCAUCUUGAUUGACUCUCAUAAUCUUUAAAUAAAUAAAUACUUAAAUGAUUUAUAGGCAAGAUAGAGUAUGGUUUUCAGCAUAGAUUAUGUUAUCUUGAUCAAAUUCUUGGAUCAUAUUAUUAAUAUAUGAUUAAGGUUUUGAUGAGUAAUGGAUGUGGAACAGAACAUUUCGUUGACUUUGCUUGCAUGAUUUUGGAUUCAUCUGGCUGUGCAAGUUGGUUGAUUUCAAGGUGUCCAUUGCUUAUAUAUCAGGAAGUUCUGCUCUAUAAUUAUGCCACGUCUUAUUCUAUAAAUACCACGACUGUCAUAAUCCUGAUAGAAUUUUUUUACCCUGGUCAGUGGCUAUGUUUCCUAUCAAAACCUAGUGAAGGAAGGAGAUGCUAGAAGUGGAUUCAUUGAAAAUACUCUGAUUUUGAUUUUCGAACAUCAGAUGUGAUGCUACAAGUAGAUUUAUUGAAAAUGUCUCAAAACCUUUGCAAGUUUUAUGCCCAAAAAAUAGGCGAACUACAGUGAAGAGCAGAAGACAUAGAAAUGUCUCUUUUGUCAGCAACAGAAGUAAGAGGGAUUAGCUUCAUUGUAGAAAAAUAUACAUCCAGAUCAACUGGCUUAUUGUGCUUAUGGGACUUUCUUUCCAAGAGUUAACAAGAGAGAUAGAAGGUAGAAGGUAAUCACAAAUUAGUUUGAAAUUCCCACCACCUCUUUUUACUUCACUUGUCCAAAUGCCAAUGCUUCUUCGAAUGCAUCUUGUUUAACAAGAUAUCAGAUCCAAGAUUUUGUGGCUAUGUUGUUUUGUUGUUGUAACUUGUUCUAGAUUUGUUAAUCUCAGAUAGGGGAUUCGAUGACAAGUUCAAGGUCCUUGGCUUCAUCUGGAUUUUAUAUUUAUUACUGAAGAACAAAAAUAAGGUUGACCUAUAUCAAUUGCUGACUUACGUAAGAUCUCCCAUUCAAACAGACAUCAUUUCUUAUGUCGGGAAUGUUAUAUAUUGCUCAUCUCUUGGCUCUAUGAAAGACAAUGGAUCUGUGGUGUUCGCUUCAUUGUUGUUGCCUCAUCAUUCACAAUACUAGUGAUUUCUCAGUUUUAUCCUUAAACAUCUGGUCUAACUUCUCUUGUGACAUUCAUCUUGUGUUGCUCAUUCAGGAUGAGCAAUGCGUACCACUGUGAAUGAAUUCAGGUUUGUUUAUCCAAAAUUUCAUUUCCUGGCAAGUGCCUAUUUUGUGUCUGAGGGUACAUUGAUGGGUCUUCGUUAUUAGGCUCAACUGAUUUUUAUGUGUGGUUUAAGAUGAUAUAGUUUUUGCAUUUUCCAAUUAGGGGCCUUGGGUUGCUCUCUUAUGAUAAAGAGAUAUUAAGAAGAAUCUCUUUUGUUCCUCUCAUGCCUCUGCUCUAUUGACUUCAGACAGGUUUUAUGUCUUCCUAAAGUACUUAAAUCAUUUCAGAGCGUUCAUAGAUUAUUGAUGUGAUGCCACUAAGAAAGGGCUUGAAGCUUCAGAUCAUAAUGUUUACUAGACAUGGUUUUUGAAUAGAAUUAUUUGGAUCUUGGCUUAUGUGGUUCAGAUUUCGUACUUUCUUCCAACACAGAGUGUUAUUGAAUUCAUCCUUUAAUGCUCAUUGCCCGGAUAUGUUUGGGUUUUGUGAUCAGUUUCUGAAAAUCUAUGCUUCCAACUACAAGGUCAUGUCUUCUAGUUUUCUAAGAGACCACAAAGUUUGCCCUAUUCAGGGUAUCAGUAAAAUUGUAGCUCACUAAGUUUGUGUUUUUCAUUUUGUAUAGCUCAGUAAGCCUGUGACUAUGUUGUUAGCAGAACUGGAUUUGACAAGAACUAUGUACAAAUUCUCUUGUGUUAGCUUUUACUAGACUUCUUCUCAUAAUCUAUAAAUACCAUGACCGUUAUAAUCCUGAUAGAAUUAUUUUAUCAUGAUCUGUUUCCAAGUUUCCUGUCAAAUGUAGGCUCGGAUGACUUAUACAAGUGGUACAGAUCAUAGAUUCGACUUCACUUGUGAGAUUUCAAUAGUCAGGGAAGGAGAUGCUGGAAGUGGAAUUAUUGAAAAUGCUUGAUUUUGAGCCUCAAACAUUAGAUUUAAGGUUGGAAGUAGGUUUAUUAAAAACACAGAAACCUCGUCAAGUUUUAUGCCCAAACAACAUGUGAACUUCAGCCAAAAGCCCAAAACAUAGACAAUCUUUUUUGUUAGCAAUACGAGCAAGGGGGAUUAGCUUCAUUAUUGAAAAAGUAACAUGCAGAUGAACAUGCAUAUCGAGGUUAUGGAGCUCUCUUUCCAAGUUACCCCUUUUCACCAGUGAGGUAGAAGGGAAUCAUGAACUAGUGGUCUUUCUGUACGAAUGGAAUAGUAGUUAUCUAAUGCUCUUCCUGCAAAAUGUUUGAAAAUCGCAUUAGCUUUUGUAAGUUUCCAGAUGCUAAAGCUUCUCUAAAUGGAUUUUGUUAAACAAUAUAUCAGAUCCAUGAUUUUGGUUAAAUAUCCCCCUGAAAUGAAAUUUUGUCGGUAUGUUUUUUGGUAACUGGUACAGUGGAACUUGUAGCUCUCAAUUUAUUGAUGUAAGUUCAAAGAGGAGAUUUGAUGGAAAGUACAAGGUCAUCUCAUCUGGAUUUUUUAUAUUUCUUGCUGAUGAACAAAGAUAAGGUUGAUCUACUUUCCUGCCUUGGUUCGUUGCUGCAGCUGAGUCUUUACAUCAAGAGAUUUAAGAUCCAAUAGAUAAUCAUCCAGUUCUGAAAACCGGUACAAAUUAAUUUUUUGAUACAAUGAUGAGUAAUAGAUCACAUGUUUGAUUUUGCUUGCAAUAUUUUGGAUCCAUCUGGCUGAGCAAGCUGGACCUGAUGUGUUGUUUAUCCUGUUAUUGGACUUGAUGUCAGCCAUGUCCACAAUUUUUUGAAUAUGGGUGAUUGAAUGAGAUGGCUUAGUUUUAUUUCAAUGUGUCCAUUGCUUAUUUCAAGCGGUUCUGCACGGUGAUUAUGUUGUUAGUGGAAAUGGAUAUGACAAUAACUAUGUUUUUGGAGGAAGUGGAGCUAUUGAAAAUUCUCUGGUUUUGAGUCUGAAACAUUAUAUGUGAUAUUCGAAGUAGAUGUAUUGAAAAUGUACGGAAGCCUUGUCAAGUUUUAUGCUCAAUGAAUCGUUAAUUAUAGCAGACAUAGAGACGUCUUUUUUGUUAGUAACAGAAGGGAGGGGGCAUAGCUUAACUGUCGAGAAAGACCUGUCCAGAUCAAAAUGCAUAUGGAGGUUAUGGAGCUUUCUUUCCUAGACACUCUCUAUGUCCAACGAGGUAGAAGGUUAUCACAACCUAGUGGUAUCACUCUGUACAAACCGAAUAGUAGUAAUCUAAUGCUCUUGAUGCAAAACGUUUGAAAAUCCCAUCAUGUCUAGCUAUUGUAGUUGUGAAGAUGGUAAAGCUUCUCUAGAAGGCUUUUGUUGAAGACUACUGCGUAUUUCUGAUCCAAGAUUUUUUCCCCUGAACAUUCAGUUGACUUUGCUUGCAUGAUUUUGAAUUUAUCUGGCUGCGCAAGUUGGUUCGAUUUCAAGGUGGUGUGCAUUGCUUACACUUCAGGAAGUUCUGCACUAUUAUUUCACCCUGAUCAGUUGCUAUGUUUCGUAUCAAAACCUAGUCAAGGAAGGAGAAGCUUGAAGUGGAGUUAUUGAAAAUACUCUGAUUUUGAGAUUUAAACAUUAGAUGUGAUGCUACAAGUAGAUCUGUUGAAAAUAUCUAGAAACCUUUGCAAGUUUUAUGCCCAAAAAAUAGGUGAACUACAGCGAAGAGCUGAAGACAUAGAGAUGUCUAUUUUGUCAGCAACAGAAGCAAGGGGGAUUAGUUUCAUUGUCAAGAAAGAUACAUCCAGAUCAACUUGCAUGUGAAGGUCAUGGGGCUUUUCUUUCCAUGAUUUGACAGGCGUGGUAUAAGGUAAUCGUGAAUUAGUGCUCUCACCCCCCUUACAGACAGAAUAGUAGUAAUUUGAUGCUCUUCAUACAAAAUGUUUGAAAUUCCCACCACGGAAUAAUAGUACUUGUCCGAAUGCCAAUGCUUCUUUCGAUGCCUUUUGCUUAACAAGAUAUCAGAUCCAAGAUUUUGUGGAUAUGUUGUUCUGUUGCUGUAACUUGUCAUUCUAGAUUUGUUGAUGUAACCUCCGGCAGGGUGACAAGUACAAGGUCCUCGGCCUCCAUCUGGGUUUUGUAUUUAUUGAUGAAGAAUAAAGAUAAGGUUGAUCUAUAUCAAUUGCUUACUUGUGUAACAUCUCCCAAUCGAACAUCUAAACAUCAUUUUUAUUGUGGUGGGAGUGUUAUGCAU
Cuscuta campestris is the source of this 4361-nucleotide messenger RNA. The record is from the annotation of a GenBank genome assembly. Lineage: Eukaryota; Viridiplantae; Streptophyta; Magnoliopsida; Solanales; Convolvulaceae.